UUUCUGAAAACCCAAAUGUUCUGAUCCUUAAUGCUGAAAAUAUCGAUAGAGAGAGAGAGAGAGAGAUAGGGAGAGAGAUAGGGAGAGAGAGGGAGGGGCAUCUGAUUUAAAUUUGGGACUUGUUACAUCGACGAGGUCACACGAUGAUGUCCUUAAAGCUACCAUAUGAUUUGGAAGAGGAAAUUCUAUCAAGAGUUCCAUGGAAAUUUCUUGCAAAGUUGAGAUGUGUAUGUAAGCUUUGGAAUAGUCUUAUUUUGGAAGAGAGACUCAACAAGAAGAACUUGUCGUUUCACAUGCACAGCUAUAGCGGUGAGCAUCGGUUUAUACUCAAAGACAGUGGUCCUACGAUUUCUGCCGUGGGCAUUGAGGAGCAGAAAAACGUGGUCGAUCCUCCGUCCUUGAUCGUCCAAGACUUUACCCUUAUAAAAGCUCAACCAUGUAAUCCAAUUAGGGUGUACAAGACUGUUCAUUGCGACGGUUUGUUGUUGUGUGUCAUGGACAACCAGCUUUUGGUUAGGAACCCGUUACUGAAGGAAACAACCUGGAUCAAAUGCGGUAGUGAUUUUCACGAACUAGAUGAUGCUUACAGCCUUGGAUACCUCAGCCACUGUGAUUACAGGAUCUUAAGGUUUCGUUGUGCUAGUAAUUCCAGAAAUAGACCUUCAAGGGUCGAGGUCUGUGAAGUUGCAUCCAAGACAUGGAAGGUUAUAGAUAACAUCAGUUUUGAUUGGUUCCUUAGUGUGCCGUUGUCGAUCCUCUCUCUGAGAGGAACUCCUUAUUGUAUAAGUCUUCGAGAAGAUCAUAGAGCUUUUGUACAAAGCUAUGAUUUUUACAAAGAAAGGUUUCAGCCCAUAGAUGACUUGCCAUUCAGCUAUGAUGAGAUGAAUCCUAUUGCACUAGAGAUUUAUAAAGGAGAUAGGCUUUCGGUGUUGGAGCAAUGUCACAAAAUAAGGAAGAUAUGCAUAUGGGUGAAGCAUUGGCUCAUGCUUACUUCUUGGACCAAAUUGGUGGUCGUGGACAUACCAGAGUUUCCGCUUAUAUAUCCACGUCUUACCCUCCUUUCUACAAAUUAUUAUUUCGUCAAAAACAAUAGGCUUGUUAUAACUUGUAAUGAUACUGACAUGAAGGGUCUAUCUAUUAUCAGAGUCAUCAACGACAAGGAAUUCCAAGUAAUUAAAGCUAAUGAAGGGGAAUGUCGUUUCUCUUUUUUAUGCAGCUACGUUCCUAGCUUAGCUAGGGUUCCAGGGUUUUCGAAGCAAGACACAAGUCGGAUUCGCUGGAGAAAACGUAGAUUCAACUAGUUUGGGUAUACAUAUAUUUGUUGUUUCGUGUGAUGACUCUUUUUGCUUGGGAUAUUGAACUAUGCACCUAUCCUUUCUUGUCAUUUGAAAGUGUCAAAAACAAACCAAAAAGUGUCAAUUUAUUGUUACGUGGAAUAUGUGAUUUUGUUAACUUUA
Messenger RNA from Brassica napus (rape), 1457 nucleotides. RefSeq names its product putative F-box/LRR-repeat/kelch-repeat protein At1g11620. Lineage: Eukaryota; Viridiplantae; Streptophyta; Magnoliopsida; Brassicales; Brassicaceae. Gene Ontology annotation, molecular function: protein binding. The record is from RefSeq and is a predicted model, not a curated record. Bases 144 to 1301 code for a protein of 385 amino acids. The transcript is spliced from 2 exons.